Molecule: messenger RNA, 1764 nt
Organism: Kalmanozyma brasiliensis GHG001
Lineage: Eukaryota; Fungi; Basidiomycota; Ustilaginomycetes; Ustilaginales
Exons: 1
Coding region: 1-1764 (587 amino acids)
Source: RefSeq, a predicted model, not a curated record
AUGCCCGACACACUCCCACCCUGCGAGCAGCCACAGCUCACCCCGGAAUUUCACGAUGUGAUCAUCGUCGGCGCCGGCAUCUCUGGCAUUGCCAUGGCCUGCCAGCUGAAGCGCAAGUUGAACAUCCACGACAUCAAGAUCCUCGAGCGCGGGCCCGAUCCUUCGGGGACCUGGACCAACAACACGUAUCCCGGUUGCGCAUGUGACGUGCCCGCGCCCGUCUACUCCUACUCCUUCGCCACCAAGGGCGACUGGUCGACGUUCUACCCGCAGCAGAAGGAGCUCAAGAAGUACUUUGGCACUGUGGCCAAGGAGCACGACCUGCACAAGAACUUUCAUUUCCAGACCACAGUCAACGAGGCGAGGUACGAUCGCGAUACGGGGCUGUGGCACCUGUGGAGCACCGACUGGACCAAGGACGGUGAAGGUGAGAAGCACCACUUCGUAUGCAAGUUCUUCGUUAGCGCAGUGGGCGGGUUGAGCCAGCCCAAGAAAUGCGAUAUCGACGGAGCGGACACUUUCGCCGGACCGAUCUUCCACACGGCCGCGUGGGAUCACAGUGUCGAUCUCGCCGGCAAAGACGUCGUGUUAGUCGGCAACGGAUGCUCCGCCACCCAAUGCGUGCCUUACCUCGCCGAACACUCCAAGACGCUCACCCAGUUUGUCCGCUCGAAACACUGGAUCGCCCCGCAUCCCCACCAACCCUUCGACAGCAUCCCCGGCUUCAAGUGGCUCCUCCAACGCUCGGUCUUCGUUCGCAAGGCCCAGCGCCUCCUCAUCUGGCUCAUCCUCGAAUCGCAUUUCAUCAUGGUGCUCCAGAACCCGCUGGGCAGGCUGUUCCGCUGGAACUGGCGACGCAAGUGCGAGGCGCACAUGAAGAAGAACGCCCCACGGGAGUACUGGGAUAUGCUGCUGCCGAAGAAGGACGAGCUGAUGGUCGGCUGCAAGCGUCGCAUCAUCGACGACGACUACCUGCCCACGUUGCGACAACCGCACGUCAAGGUGGAGAACACCAAGCUGGCGCGCAUCGAGAAGGAGCACGUCGUGUUGGCGGAUGGACGCAAGAUCAAGGCGGACGUGAUUGUGAUGGCCAACGGCUUCGAGCCGACUGCAGCGGGGGCACCGAUGAAGAUCGUCGGUGUCAGCCGAACCUUGCACGAGCACUGGGCCAAGUACGGCGAAGGUGGAAUGGUUGCCUACCGCAGCUCGCUCAACAGCGGCUUCCCCAACAUGGGCCAGAUCAACGCCGCCAACACCGGCACCGGCAAUCAGAGUCUCAUCUUUGCCUCCGAGUGCACCGUCAACUUUUUGCUCGAGCUAGCCAAGCCCGUACUUGCCUCCGCCCGCCCACCGCAGUUCGCCAUCGAACACUACCCCUCCACGACCCUCUCGGGGGACCAAAAACUCGACCUGCACAAGAUCCCCACCUUCGAGGUCAAACUCAAAGCCGAACUCGACGAGCAGCACUGGAUCGCCAAAUGCAUGUCCAAACUCGUCUUCACCAGCGGGUGCAAAUCUUGGUACAUCGACGCCAAGAGUGGGCGCGUGACAAGCAUGCAACCCGACUGGCAGAUCAACUAUAUGCUAAGAGCAACCUUCCCCAAAUGGGACGACUUUAGGUAUACCGGCUUGAAGGGGGGCAGGAGGGUGCCCGAGGGCGUGCCGUGGUGGAAGAGAUGGGGCGAUUGGGCCGGGUUGGGACACGUCAAGUAUGUGGAUCCGAAGGAGACGCCUAGUAUCAACCGGGCUGCUAUGGAUGCCUAG